Messenger RNA from Colius striatus (speckled mousebird), 7091 nucleotides. RefSeq names its product alkaline ceramidase 3 (gene ACER3). NCBI's taxonomy places the organism in Eukaryota, Metazoa, Chordata, Aves, Coliiformes, Coliidae. The record is from RefSeq and is a predicted model, not a curated record. Gene Ontology annotation, biological process: ceramide metabolic process; phytosphingosine biosynthetic process. The transcript is spliced from 11 exons. The coding region runs from base 72 to 875 and encodes 267 amino acids. Gene Ontology annotation, cellular component: endoplasmic reticulum membrane.
CGGCCCGGUGCCCUGCUCCCUCCCUCCUCCCCCUUCCCCUCGCUACGUUCUGGCCUGAAGCGGGCGCCGCGAUGGCUCCGGCCGCUGACCGGGAAGGCUACUGGGGCCUGCCGACCUCCACCUUGGAGUGGUGUGAGGAGAACUACGCCGUCUCCUACUACAUCGCCGAGUUCUGGAACACAGUGAGUAACCUGAUUUUCAUUCUACCUCCAGUCUAUGGUGCGAUUCAGACCUAUAAAGAUGGCCUUGAAAAACGAUACUUAGCUGCAUAUUUGUGUCUUACAGCUGUUGGAUUGGGAUCGUGGUGCUUCCACAUGACCCUGAAGUAUGAAAUGCAGCUGUUGGAUGAACUGCCAAUGAUAUACAGUUGUUGUGUGUUUGUCUACUGCCUAUAUGAAUGUUUCAAGUACAAGAACACGGUCAAUUAUCCACUGCUUUUCUUGUUAGUAACCUACAGCUUCAUAGUCAGCAUAGUUUACUUAAAUUUGAAAGAGCCUGUAUUCCACCAGAUCAUGUAUGGAACACUAGUUUCCAUCAUAGUUCUGCGAUCUGUUUAUAUAGUAUUAUGGGUAUACCCUUGGCUUAGAGGUCUGGGCUAUACAUCCUUAACUGUGUUUUUAAUGGGGUUUUUUCUCUGGAACGUGGACAACAUUUUCUGUGACAAAUUGAGAGCACUACGAGAGAAGAUGCCUCCUGUAGUGGGAGCUGUGACACAGUUUCAUGCAUGGUGGCAUAUUCUCACAGGCCUGGGCUCUUACCUUCAUAUCCUGCUAAGUUUAUACACAAGGACACUUUUCCUGAAACACAGGCCAAAAGUGAAGUUUGUGUUUGGAAUAUGGCCUGUUCUUCUUGUGGAACCACCCAAGAAGCUUUGACUGAGACCGAGGCAGUCACACACCCAUCACCCAGCCUGGCUGAAUAAAGCAACUCAACAGUUACUGUGGCUGAAGUGGCAAAACUAUGGAUCGACUCAAGUUCCAUUCCUAUAAAAGGACUUCUGUGUGUUAGCAGGCCAGAACAGAGCAAACAGUUGGCACACGAGGGAAAUAAUGUUUAGUACAGCUUUAUUCUUAAGUUGUUAAAACAAAAGAUGAAGACACAAUAUUUUUGUGUGUAUAUAUUGUACAGCUGAUGAUCCUGAGCUAAUAUUUCGUGCUGGUCACAGAAAACUAACCAUUUUUGAAGUGGAUUGCCUAUGUUUUUCAUUCAGUUGUUCUUUCUGUGGUUUAAACUAAUGUUAGUUAACUGAAUGACAGAAACAGGCCACUGAUGGCCAAGCUAAGCAUUUGUGUGGCCUAUAGUGAACUGAAUGCUUAACCUGAACUACUUUAACCUUGCACUUUGAUACCAUUAAUGAAGUAUAUGAUGAUUGAUUUAAGGCUUUAUUCUAUCUUGCUUUUCCACAGCCUCCUUUGCAAUUUAUAUUUUAAGCAAAACAGUUGGGAUACCUGUGCCAUUUUAGUUCCUUUUGUACCAUUUUAGCUCCUUUUGUACCAUUUUAGUUCCUUUUGUACCAAACUUCCAUUUUCCUCUGUAGUCCAGCUGAGGUGCAUCGUGGAGGAUGUUCCAAGGGUGGGACUGGCAGAAGACACUUAAGAUGGUGAAGCAUUUAUAAGGGUUCCUGUUUGUGUGUGGAAACUGAUUUCCCCAUUUGUUUGAGCAGUGAUCCAUCAGGAGGCUGCAGGGUGGUGACUGUAUAAAUACAUGAAACACUGAAGUUUUUUAUGAUGAUUAUUUACAUGCCUCCCUUUUCUGUCCCUACUUUUUACUCCUCAUGUCCCAUCCAUACUACAGAUUGACAAACACCUUAGGUGUGUGCUAGUUCACCUUUCAAGUCUUAAAUGUUGGUCUGACUUUCAGAAGCAUCUUCUUAUUCAGAAAUAGUGAAGAAAGGGUAAAGAACAAGAUUGAUCUUGAGGAUAGCCCAAAAGGUAAUUGGCAGCACUUUGGUUGCUUGCUCUUAACGUGUCCACAUCACACAGUAACUCUCUGGAACAUUGACCACCUCUACAAAAACCCCUCUGGUCUCUUGAUCUACCCAGCUAAUGAAAUGAAAAAACAAGCAUAAAAUAAACAUUUCACACAGGUUUUUCAAAUAUAUACCUCAUCUUGGAGGCUCUGGUUUUGACUCUUCAAAUCUUGGGACAACUAGCACACAUGGGACAACUUGAGUCUCCAUGCCAUGCUAUGCAAUUUUUGCCUGCUUUUGAUGCUCUGAGGGAUUUAUCCUUCUUGCCACGAAGGCAAAAGGGGAAAUGCUCAGACUGAUUGGAAAUCCCAUUCUGUAUUGAUUAAAAGUGUGCCCACAGCAGCAAGGCACAAUAAUGCAGCUAUAAAGCUGUCUCCCAGAGCACACAGUCCUGGCUAGUGGAAGCUUCUUUGCUCCAGCUGCUGAACAAGUCAGGCUGAAAUCUGUUGUACAAUCAACGCUGACUAAAACGAUCUCUUCCCUUUCACAUCUUUUUUACUUCCCUGUUUGUAGCUCAGCAGCAUCCUUCAUGUUCCAUCAGUAGCACUCCUACUGAUGUGAAUCUCCAAACAAAAUCCUGCCUUUUGUUAUCUGACUGACCCUGGACUCUUGGGAUUAAAUAGACUCAAACUCAAGGCUAGAGAAAGAUGUUUAACCUUGAGCGACUCUAGUGAGCUUUAAGCACGUGCUGAUGGCAGUGCAGUUCCACCUGCACCCAACAAACCACUACAAAGAUCCUUGAAAGGAAAUUUCCAACCAGGUUUGUUGUUCAGUGGGCUCCAGUUCCUUUAGACAAGGUCAGCAUCUGCACUGAGAGAUCUGAGUGACUUCAGACUGAAAGAUGUUGGAAUCAACUGGCAGAUAGAGGUAGUUCCUUCCCUUAUCCAAAAGGCCUGGGUUUUGUGAAGAGCUGUGAGAGCUGUUUUCAAAAUGUAGCUUAAAAAUAAGUGCCUGCCUACUCACCUGCAGUCUCUCUCAAGCAUGUACACUGCAUCCCAUUCUCUUCUCUGUACUGUUUACAUGUUUCCAGAAGUUAGGGAAAGAGUCCCCUAAUAGGAGCAGUGCAGCAAGGAGACCUAUCAACAGUCCCUCGUGGCACCUGCUAGGAAUGGAGUUACUUUUAAGUGAAUGAACAAUCCCUUUAUUUUAGUGGCCUUUGUAACUGGAGGAUCUGAGGGUUGUGUUCGGUUUCCCUGUGAUUGCAGGAAGCAGACUGCACUGAAAAGCCACUUUCUUAUUGAUAAGGCAUCUCUGCAGUGGUCAGUCUUAAUGAAACAUAUCGAUUCUCCUCCACAUUUUACUGUUGAUUCUCCUCCUGCCUUUCUUUUCAGAUCUUGUUGAAUUAAAAUUGUCAGGAUCUUUAAGAAAACACAAGUUGGAAAAGCUCUUUUUCAUGUGACCCUGCUGUUAGCUUUUAGCUCACAUGUCAUUUCUCACUGACCUUUUUAUCCCUCAAAAAUUCAUGCAAGUUGGCUUCUUCCUUCUAUUCCAAAUGACCCAAACCAUGCACACCUCUACCACCCUUCCAGCAGCCCUUUCUUUCAGGUUGUCUUAGACCCUGAAGAAUGUAAUUUUCAUGUGUAUCCUUCUAAGCAUAAAUGAUCUAAACCUCUGGGUGCUUUUGGUUUCACUGCCUUACUGAUCUCAUGAGAGAUAACUGGCAAGCCAGUUUGAACUGCAUGUCACUGAAAUUCAGACUGCCUUUUUUUUAGUGCCUGGAAAGACAUACAGCCUCACUCCUGUCUUGUGCUGUCUGUUUAAUUGCAUUUUACUCCUAUCACUUGUAUGACAUGCUGAUUAUUUCUUCCUGCAAACCUCACAGUAGCAUAUUCCAAGCUCUUUUCUUGCACUCCAUCUUAUAAGGUGGGUCAUCUUGGAUGCUGUUUUUUGAGUAGGAUUCAGGCAGCAGCUGCUUUAAAGGGACUUAGGGGGAAGUGGCAGGUGGUUUUGAAUGGGAAUCCUACAGGAGGGGUUGAACAGACUUGGUAACAAUGAACUCUUGUGUUAACACCCAUGAAGAACCAGGAAAUCUGCUACCUUGCAACCAUUGGCUUGCCAGAGAUCAGCAGCAAGUAGUUCUGCAGACCAUGAGCUGAAUCAUUCUGACCUUGGAAAUCAAAGAAACCCCUGACAAUUACUGUCCAGUAGAGAUCCACACCAUACCUUCUGUUGGGAAUGUAGAUGUUCUGGAUACAGCUCAAGAGAUGCAUUAUCCAGAACUGAAGAUAAGACAUGAUCAACAGAAAUCUGCCAGCAGGAUGAAGCUCAUCUCUCUUUCCAAGGCAGUGUUAGUAACUAGCAGUAUUAGUCACCUCUGGACCUCAUUGUAAUGUUUUAUCUCUUAGCACAGGGGAGAUGUGCCAGCUGUGAGCAGUGAGAGGACAGCCCCACAGUCAGCUUUGCCAAUCUACCUCUGCCAUAUAUUGGACACUAUCUGUGCCCUUCAUCACAUCUGCCUGAAGGUGCAGACCUGAGAGCAGCCUCACUUUGACCCUGCAGCCCCUGAGGUUGCCAGCAGUGUUGUAUCAAUCUGUGGCUGACUGUUUUCUCUCACUAAACCCUCGACUUGGGUGUCUGUCACUUGUAGAAUGUGCUCAGCCUGCUGCUCAUCUGAGAGAUAUGAGCAGGAGGACUACUCUAGGUGGACUUGCUUGGCAAGGGGGUUGCACUGGAUGAUCUCUCAAGGUCCCUUCCAACCUUUAAGAUUCUAUGACUCUCACUGAGGCAGCUGAAGUGAAACCUUUGGGGCAGUUCAGUUACAUUUUAAAGCUAAGAUACAAACUUGUUUGACGUGAUUUUGGAGGAGAUGUGAUGGAAAGUACUGUUUCAUAAUUAGUUUUAAUUGCCUUUAAUGGUGUUCUGUCCUGUUUGGUUGAAGGGAAAUGGAGUGAUCUGAAAUGCAAUUGAUUCUUUUGGCUGUAGUGCCUUUGCUUCCAGCACCUGCCUUUAAACAGAUGAACGAGAUUUUCAGCUAACUCUUAGCAACAGAAAAUCCUCCCCAGUAUCACAGGUUUCUCUCACAGUCACUACCACUUUGUUUAGCCUGCAUUCAAGAAGGCUCAAAACUGGGGAGUUUAAACCUGUUUGUGGAUGUAUUUUUGGCAUUCCAUGGCAGGUGGUGAAGGGAUCCAAUGUGACACUUGUCAGUGGAGGAUGAGCUCUAACCAAGCAGCGCUGCACUUUCCUUCAGUAGGCCUCAAUCAUAGAAUGGUAGGGCUUGGAAGGGACCUUUAGAGAUCAUCUAGUCUUUCUAGACAUCAUCCAGUCUUUCAGAAUCCAGGGACACACCUUAGUUUUGGCAGAAAUUGUGCCCCAUCGUUGAACUGAAUCAGGUUUAUUUUAGAGAAACCCCGUCUGCACCUUGUAAGUAAAUGAUGGGAGGCUUUAACUGCAAAGUCCUGUUGGGCUGUGAGUCUUCAGUGUGAAGGGAUGAUAAAUGGUGGAGACUUUGACCCAUGGGAAGUGAAAGCCAGAAGGAGAUUAAGGAAUCUUAGAUGGAAGGAGAAUAACAAACGAUUAAGCACAGAUGACGUCAAGCAGCCUCCUGAUAACUGCACUUUAGAUACUUAUGUAAAGAGCUUGAAUGUUUUGCUAUUUAUAUGUUUAACUUCCUCUGCUGACUCUCUGCUCUUUACCAUGGAAGUGAUGUAGACUCUCUUACAUUGGGCUCACUGGAGAUUUUUCAGCUGGCUCUGUUUUUAUGAGGCCAGGACGUGACACAGAUUGGUUUGUACACGAAUGAACACAUUUCAUGUCCAUCUGGAACGUCCUCUGCCAGCUUGGGCCUGGGUUUCUUUGUUCAGUUUCUUGCUCACGACUGCCUACAGCUUCCAAGUGCCUGAUCUCUUUGCCACAAGUGUGUUCUGAGACCUGAGGGUGUGUUUUCCCAUGGGGUCAACGAGACAAGGUCCUUGGUAGGUGGGAGAGCAGCGUGGUGGUUGUUAAAACUUCUCCAGCUGCAGGAGUCACAGAAAUGUAGUUGCCCAGUGCAUGGCUGCCUCUGGUUUGCUCAGAGUAGAGCCUGACUACCCCACAUCCCUGAUGCUGUUGCAUCGUUGGAGGUUUUGGAAGCUGGUGGAGGGGCUUAGCUCCAUGGAGGUGUUUCUUUUCAUGUCUGUAGUUCAGUCCCAGGCAGUGUUAGGGCACAGCAGUCAAACAAGCACUUUAUGCAGAGCCCCCAUUAGUGGAGCUCCCAGGCAGAUUCAGGGCUGGGGAUGUGGAGAUUCACAUGUACAAUUCUGAGGGCAGGGUUGAUGCCUGAACCUCUCACUUUACUUCAGAACUCUCCCUUUUUACUCUUUGAAAGCAUUUAGGUUUGAUUCAGCACAUAAUUGCAGAUUUAAGAAGAACCAAGUCCCAAAUCCAGCUAAUGCAAGACCCCAAACCAGUGCCUGCAGGUUAUUUUUUGCACAUACUUCACCCAAGUUGAACCUUACCUGCUGUUUGGAGCAGACUGUUGAGAUGUUACAAACAUAAGGGGUCUUUGGAUUGUUUGUCCAGAGGAAUAGCUGUAAGCACAAUCUCAGAUUCACCCUUCUUUCCUCAAAGCUCUGGAACAUUUCUCUCCUUCUCCAAAGCCAGUGUUGAACAGGAUGGGUUUUCAAACAUGCUUGUAGCAAGUCAUGUACCAAAAUGUUUUCUAAAUCAAAGCCUUGGUCAACUGCUGCAGAAGAAUUUUGGCUCUGUAUACUGUUGGGGUUUGGAGGAGACAGUUCCAAGCAGCAUCAGCAGUAGUUACUCCUUAGACUGAACAGGAACUGAUUUCUUGAUCUUCCAAACUGGUGUUGAUAUUUGAUGUUGACUAUUGAACCCUGCUCAAUGCACUGAUGAUGUAUCUUGCUGCAGAUGGAUAAUGAUACUGUGACAGAUGAAGUAGCAGUUGACUUGUAAAACACAGCUGCAUUGAGCAAUGUUUAUUGACAGUUUUGAUAUACUGAACUGCUUCUUCGUACCGAACCAGCUGGGAACUAACAUGAGGCUUAUGUGUAUCAGCAUAUCUUGGUUGGCAAAGCACAGGAGCUUUGGGAUAUUUCAUGUGCUUCAUUUGUUAUUCAUGCUGCAGUUGAGCACUAAUUUGUGUCUUUAUAGCUCAAAUUAUUAAAGAACUUUGGUUUAAAUACAA